Molecule: messenger RNA, 1773 nt
Organism: Daucus carota subsp. sativus
Lineage: Eukaryota; Viridiplantae; Streptophyta; Magnoliopsida; Apiales; Apiaceae
Product: histone deacetylase 19
Exons: 8
Coding region: 137-1633 (498 amino acids)
Biological process (GO): regulation of transcription by RNA polymerase II
Cellular component (GO): nucleus
Molecular function (GO): histone deacetylase activity
Source: RefSeq, a predicted model, not a curated record
AUUCGAACUAUUUAAAGACGCCGCAUACCUAAAUUUUCUUCUGCGAUUUAUAUUGUCCAGUAGCCUUGCUUUGUUUCUCCUGGAAUCUUAAACAUUACUUCCAGAGUUCCGCUUCCUCAUUCGCACAGAUUGCGUGAUGGAAACUGGAGGCAAUUCUUUACCAUCUGGUUCAGAUGGUACGAAAAGAAAAGUGUUUUACUUUUAUGAUCCCGAAGUUGGAAAUUAUUAUUAUGGUCAAGGUCAUCCAAUGAAGCCCCACAGAAUGCGUAUGACACAUGCUCUUUUGGCGCACUAUGGUUUACUGCAAAACAUGCAAGUUCUCAAGCCCAUUCCAGCUAGGGACAAGGAUCUUUGCAGGUUUCAUGCUGAUGAUUAUGUGUCUUUCUUGAGGGGUAUUACUCCGGAAACACAACAAGAUCAAGCGAGACAGUUGAAAAGGUUUAAUGUUGGUGAAGACUGCCCUGUCUUUGACGGUCUCUAUUCCUUCUGUCAAACUUAUGCAGGGGGCUCAGUAGGCGGUGCUGUUAAACUGAACCAUGGGAAUUGUGAUAUUGCUAUAAACUGGUCUGGUGGACUUCAUCAUGCAAAAAAAUGUGAAGCUUCUGGGUUCUGCUACGUGAAUGACAUAGUGCUUGCGAUAUUGGAACUUCUUAAAGUGCAUGAGCGUGUUCUUUACGUCGACAUUGAUAUUCAUCACGGUGAUGGUGUUGAGGAGGCCUUUUAUACUACAGACAGGGUCAUGACUGUUUCAUUCCACAAGUUUGGAGAUUACUUUCCUGGUACAGGGGAUGUACGGGAUAUAGGUCAUGCUUCUGGAAAAUACUACUCUCUCAAUGUACCAUUAGAUGAUGGAAUUGAUGAUGAAAGCUACCAGUCCCUGUUUAAACCUAUUAUGGGUAAGGUGAUGGAAGUUUUCAGGCCUGGUGCUGUGAUAUUACAGUGUGGUGCAGACUCUCUAUCUGGAGACAGAUUAGGUUGCUUUAAUUUAUCAAUUAAAGGUCAUGCAGAGUGCGUGAGAUAUAUGAGAUCUUUUAAUGUGCCUCUACUUUUGCUUGGUGGAGGUGGCUACACGAUUCGGAACGUUGCCCGCUGUUGGUGCUAUGAGACUGGAGUCGCCCUUGGUGUAGAACUUGAGGAUAAGAUGCCACAACAUGAGUAUUAUGAGUACUUUGGUCCAGACUAUACUCUUCAUGUCGCUCCAAGUAACAUGGAAAAUAAGAACUCUCGUCAGGUAUUGGAUGACAUAAGAGCAAAGCUUCUUGAUAAUCUCUCAAAACUGCAGCACGCACCAAGUGUCCCAUUUCAGGAGCGCCCACCUGAUACUGAGUUUCCAGAGGCUGAUGAAGAUCAAAAUAUAGAUCAGAGGUGGGAUCGGGAGUCUGAAAUGGAUGUUGAUGAUCAACGUAAGCCUUUUUCUGGAAGAGUGAAGAGGGAAAUUUUUGAAACUGAGCAAAAAGACGCGGCAAAUGCCAGAGAAGGGGAACAGGCAAGAGAUAUGGAUGCAACAUUUACAGAGACUGCAUCAUUGAAGGCCUCAAAUCCAGUUCCAAUAUCGAUGGAUGGACUGCAUAUUAAUUCAGAACAAGGAAAUGCAAGCAAACAAUCCGAUGGACGUGCUGAUAUGGAUUCAUAGUGUGGAAAGGUUUUGGGAAUAUGCGCUAAAAUGUAAUGUCUUGUAAAGUCUAGUGAUUUACUAGGGAUGUUUUGCUAUGCAACUGUUACUGAACCAUUUGGAACUGAAAUGAGUACCGCCUUCUGAAACAAUUUUCUGCC